AAUUACGGAGAGAGAAAAUUACAGAGAGAAAAAGAGAUGGAAGAGAGAGAGAAUGCAGCUUUUUUCUACGCUGCUGUCUCUCUCUCAGUCAGUCUCUUGCGCCUUCUUACUUCUCAGCUCUUCUUCUUCUCUUCCUCCGCGUUCUCUUUUUCCUCUUUAUUCACAAAGAAAAGAAUCCCGCGUUUCUCGAGAAACUUUUUUCUUGUAGCAUUCUCUCUCUUCUCUCUCCCACACAUUUCUCAAUUUCCGCAAUUCCUCAUCUAUCUUCAUCUUUAUCUUCACUUGUCUGACCUCUGAACUGUAAGGCCAAAACAGAUGCUGUCGUGCUCCUCAAUUAACUCUCUGCAGACGGGCCCUUCAAUGGCUUAACACCAAUUCUUGUCUACACCUUCCCUCUAAUGGCGGAAAAAGGGGAAGAGAAAUUAUUAGCUGUGGCUCGCCACAUAGCUAAGACCCUGGGCCACAACGACUCCAUGGCCGACGACAUCCUCCAGAUCUUCUCCACCUUCGACGGCAGAUUCUCCCGUGACAAGCUCGCCACCAUCCACGACGACCCCAGGUCUCUCGCCACCCUCGAACACGCUCUCAACGCCCUCGACCGCCGGAUCUCCCAGUACGUCGCCGCUGACCAUCCCAUCUGGUCCGACUCCGCCGACUCCUCCGCCUUCCUCGACGCGAUCGACGAACUCCACACCAUCCUCCGCGAGUGGAGCUCUGCGGCCGGUGGCGAGAAAUGGGCGAGCGCGUGUAUGGUCCGCGCCGAAGAUUUGCUGCAUCGGGCCAUGUUUAGGCUCGAGUAUGAGUUUGGGUUGCUGAUGGACCGCGGCAGCGAGUCGUUCGAGCUGAGUCGGGGGUACGGGAACGCUGACUCGGCCGACUUCGAUUCGGAGGAAGGAGAGGUAGGGGGAGGUGUGAUUGGGGACGGCGAGGGCCACGAGAUCGCUGUUGCGCACCCCGUCACCGAUUAUGAUCUCGUGAUCGAUGCGCUUCCGUCUGGUGCGAUCAACGAUCUGAACGAGAUUGCGAGGCGGAUGGUGGUGUUGGGGUUUAGCAAAGAAUGUUCGCACGUUUACAGCAGUCGCAGGAGGGAGUUUCUGGAGGAGAGCCUCUCCAGGUUAGGAGUACGGCAGCUGAGCAUUGAAGAAGUUCAUAAAACGGCCUGGUCCGAACUCGAAGACGAGAUCGAGCGGUGGAUCAAGACCGCGAACGUUGCUUUACGGAUUCUAUUUCCGAGCGAGCGAAGGCUUUGCAAUCGAGUCUUCUUCGGCUUCUCCUCAGCUGCCGAUCUCUCCUUCAUGGAGGUCUGUCGCGGAUCUACGACUCAGCUCUUGAAUUUUGCGGACGCCGUCGCGAUUGGCUCGCGGUCGCCGGAGCGGUUGUUCAGAAUCCUCGACGUGUUUGAAACGCUGAGAGAUUUGGUGCCAGAAUUCGAAGCCGUGUUCGCCGAUCAGUACUGUUUGGUUCUUAGAAACGAAGCGAUUACAAUCUGGAAAAGGUUGGGGGAAGCAAUCAGAGGGAUUUUCAUGGAACUGGAGAAUUUGAUCAGUCGAGAUCCUGCCAAGACACCGAUCCCUGGCGGCGAUCUUCAUCCGAUCACUCGCUAUGUCAUGAAUUACCUCCGUGCUGCAUGCCGGUCUCGGCAAACCCUCGAACAUAUCUUUGAUGAAAACAUCGAAUUUCCUAGCAAUUACAGGAAGCCUGAUGAUAGAUCGACUUCAUCACCAUUAUCAGUCCAGAUGGUUUGGAUAAUGGAGUUACUGGAGAGCAACUUGGAGGCAAAGUCGAAGAUUUAUGAAAACUCUGCCUUGUCCUCUCUUUUCUUGAUGAACAAUGAGAGGUACAUUGUUCAGAAAGUGAAAGACAGCGAAUUGGGGACCCUCUUGGGUGAGGAUUGGAUCCGGAAACAUGCUGGAAAGGUCCGAUUGUAUCUUUCAAUUUACCAGAAUAGCUCAUGGAACAAGGUCUCGGGAGUUUUGAAAAUAGACACCGGCUCGCAGGCAUCCACCAUCGGAUCCCUAAGAUCUAUGAUGGAGAAGCUCGUGUUUUUCAAUACAUCCUUUGAGGAUAUUUGCAAGUUUCAAUCUCAAUGUGUCAUUUUUGAUGAGCAGCUUAGGGAGGACUUGAGGAAUACAGUCUCGGAGAAUUUGUUGAAAGCAUAUCAAACCUUUCUUGGGAAGCUUUUAAGCGUUUCUGAACCCGGAAAGAGUGUUGAAAAGCCUGUUAGGCAUUACAGUGUUGAGCAUGUUCAUGCUCGGAUCAGCGAGGCGUUCCAGGGAUCAGCAGCAGGUGGCAGGAAGUGAAGAAACAGUGCCACUCAUUGUUCAUGCUGUAUCAUGAAUGUAUGUAUGUUCUUUUUUUCUUCAAUUGUUCUUUAUGUAAGUUUUAACCUCAGUGAUUCGUGUGCUUUUCAUAGCUAUUUUAAUCUUUGUUUAGCAAUUAGCAUAGCUUUUUCUGUUUGUUAAAUUAGGGAUAUAUAUUAUAUAGGCUUACCAAAGAUCAAUCAGCCUCAAAUGCCUGGCUCCACUGUUAAAAUUGUAACACUCUUGUUGAAUUGAUCCCAGUUUUUCAUCAAUCAUAUGGAAGCCAUUUUU
This is a messenger RNA of Malania oleifera, 2591 nucleotides long. RefSeq names its product exocyst complex component EXO70B1-like. Gene Ontology annotation, cellular component: exocyst. Gene Ontology annotation, molecular function: phosphatidylinositol-4,5-bisphosphate binding. The record is from RefSeq and is a predicted model, not a curated record. The transcript has a single exon. Lineage: Eukaryota; Viridiplantae; Streptophyta; Magnoliopsida; Santalales; Ximeniaceae. The coding region runs from base 399 to 2300 and encodes 633 amino acids. Gene Ontology annotation, biological process: exocytosis.